This is a messenger RNA of Hansenula ciferrii, 705 nucleotides long. RefSeq lists its product as uncharacterized. Bases 1 to 705 code for a protein of 234 amino acids. The record is from RefSeq and is a predicted model, not a curated record. The transcript has a single exon. Lineage: Eukaryota; Fungi; Ascomycota; Saccharomycetes; Phaffomycetales; Wickerhamomycetaceae.
AUGUUAAUAUUUCAAACCAAAUUAGAACAAAUUUUCAAUUGGGAAUAUGGGAAAUUACAAUUUAAAAUUUUGAUACAAUGGAUUAGAUUUUUAAAUGUUAUGAUUAUAACAAGUUUAAUAUUGGGUAUAAUUACAUAUUAUACAAUGGUUCGUAUAAUAUAUUGGCUAACAAAAUUAGAUAAACAUACAGAAAAAUCAAUUAUUGAUAUAAAGACACAUAAUGGUGAAUUAACAAAAAUUAAUAGAAUUCCAAUAAUUGAAUCAUUAAGUAAAGAAGAUGAAGAAUUUUGGAGAAAUAAGAUUAAUGGAAAUGAAAGAUUAUUUAAUAAUAUUGAUGAUAAUAAUGAUAGUAAUGAUACAAUAACUUAUAAUAAUAAUAAUCCAAUUAAUAAUAAAACAACUGAAGAAAAUGUUAUAAUGAUGGAUAAUAAUGAAGAAGAUUUAAGUACAUAUGGUGGAUUAAAUUCAUUAAAUUCAUUAAAUUCAAUAUCUAAUUCAUCAAAUGAAACAAGUCCAAAUCAAGAUCAAAUUAAAGAUAUACCAAUAGAUACCGAUACACCAAGUUCUACAUUAAGAUCAAGACAACAACAAUCAACAAGAUCAACAAGUAGUACAUCGGGAACAGGAACAAGUAUAUUUAGUAGAUUAAAUCUAACACCUAUCAGUACAAUAACUGAAGAUUCAGAUGAAGAUUAUGAAAAAUAA